Messenger RNA from Pseudovirgaria hyperparasitica, 1764 nucleotides. Its product is annotated as phosphoglycerate mutase-like protein. Gene Ontology annotation, molecular function: phosphatase activity. Gene Ontology annotation, biological process: dephosphorylation. The transcript is spliced from 2 exons. The record is from RefSeq and is a predicted model, not a curated record. Lineage: Eukaryota; Fungi; Ascomycota; Dothideomycetes; Acrospermales; Acrospermaceae. The coding region runs from base 1 to 1764 and encodes 587 amino acids.
AUGCCAGUGGCUAUCCUCACCAUGUCUCUGUCUAUGUCGCGGUUGGCUGUUCUAGCCUCUACUGCGCUUCUGGUACAGACACAGGAUCUUGACAUGAGGGUCCAUGGCACCGUGGUCUUCACUCGUGCCGGCGAGCGCUUGCCGAGUCUUCUUGGCUCCGGUGUGAGAGAGCUCACCUCUCUUGGUGCUCAGCAACUUCAUAUUGCUGGCGACUUCUUUCGAAAUCGCUACCUAACGACAACCGGCGGAGACGGCAAUGACACAAUCGCCGUCAAUCAUAUAGUCGACAUUGAUUACGACAUAGUCAAUGACGAGCAGGUUCUAGUCAUGGCACCAGAAGGGCAGCACACAUAUGCUUCGGCUCAGGCUUUCAUGCAGGGACUCUUUCCUCCGUACGAACCUACCUUUGCUGUGAACUCCUCGACUAAUGCCACCUUUGCUGCUCUUCCUGGUGGUACGGAAUCAGUAUUGGCGAACGGUUCAUACCUUAAUUACCCCUUGAAUGGGUAUCAAUACGCACAGAUCCGGACGUACUCAUCCAUGGAGCCUCAUUCGAUAUAUCUGGCUGGAGCUCUUGGUUGCGACAAUCACGCCUUGUCUAUGUUCAAUUAUUUUAAUAGCACUGAGUUCAAGGACAUUCAACAGCGGACUAGGGGUCUAUUCUCAAGUAUUGCUGGGGCGGCCAUGGGAGAGGACGUUUUGACGUCUGUCCAAAGGGACUAUGGUAACGCAUGGAACAUCUACGAGUACUUAAAUUAUCGCUAUAAUCACGACAAUGGUACCCAGGCUCUCUUCUCUGCCGAAGACACAUCCUUCACUGGUGAUUAUGAGCGCAUUCGUGCGCUUGCAUCGCAGCAGCAGUGGGCAUUUUAUGGUGACUCAGAUGUCGACAAUGGCAUUCGUGCGAUACCUGGUCGUACCCUUGCAGCACAAGUCUUGGGUCUUUUGCAGCAGAAUAUCGAAACACGUGGUGUUAACUAUAAACUUAAUCUACUGUUCGGCGACCAUGAGCCUUUCAUUGGCUUCUCCUCGCUAGCUGCAAUCGCCGAACGAAACUCUCAAUUCUAUGGCUUGCCCGAGUACGGUAGCAGUAUGGUAUUCGAGCUAUAUUCCAUGGGCACUGCUAAUGACACUGGAUUCCCCGCGCGCGAGGAUCUAUGGGUGGCAUUUUACUUCCGCAACGGCACGAGCAACGAGGGCUACGACCUACGCAGUUACCCAAUCUUCCACCGUGGCCCCAGUACGGCAGAGAUAAGCUGGGUGGACUUCGAAAGCUACAUGAGCGGUAUAAUGACAAGUAAGCCUGGUGAUUGGUGCACAGCGUGUGGGAGUAGCAGUGCCGUCUUCUGCCCCUUUUACGAUUACCACACCACAACACAACCUCCGAAACCGUCUUCGGCACUUUCUCCAGCCGUUGCAGGCGUCAUCGGAGCCAUCGUAACACUUGUUGUUCUCGCUUUGAUUGCUGUGGCAGCAUUCGCGUUCGGUGGUAUCCGCAUGCAGCGCAACUCACGCCGCCACAGUAAUGCUGGCGGAUAUAAAGGAUCAGCAAAGAUGGCGAGCGAUGCUGAUCUGAUCAUGCCUCAGCCAGCCGUCAUCGCAGGUGCGACGAACGGCGGACGAGAGCACACACGCAUGGGUAGCUGGGAGCUAAGGCAAAAGGAGAUGCGAGGGACACAUGAACCUGAGCGGACAGACGAAGAUGAAGACGACUUGGCUGUAAGUCCGUACGGCAAGCCAGUCCAGCCUCAGUCCAGCUUUUAG